This is a messenger RNA of Solenopsis invicta (red fire ant), 3483 nucleotides long. Its product is annotated as muscle LIM protein Mlp84B. Gene Ontology annotation, molecular function: actinin binding; structural constituent of muscle. Gene Ontology annotation, cellular component: cytoplasm; nucleus; Z disc. Gene Ontology annotation, biological process: sarcomere organization; muscle tissue development. The transcript is spliced from 9 exons. NCBI's taxonomy places the organism in Eukaryota, Metazoa, Arthropoda, Insecta, Hymenoptera, Formicidae. Bases 170 to 1660 code for a protein of 496 amino acids. The record is from RefSeq and is a predicted model, not a curated record.
UAUGACUAGGACGCUCCCGACGCGAGCACAGUCAUUCGAAUCCAGUAUUAGUGCGGUGUAGAGUGCUCGGUGUUUUAUAAUCCACUUACUCGAAUUUUCUCCUCUUUCUCUCUCUCUCUCUCUUUUCCUUUCUUUUUUUCGCGCGACUACGAUCGAUUAGUGUGUAAAAAUGCCUUUCAAGCCUGUGGAACAUCCAAAAUGCCCUAAAUGUGGCAAAUCUGUUUACGCCGCAGAAGAGCGAGUUGCCGGUGGACUGAAAUGGCACAAAACGUGCUUCAAGUGCGGUCUUUGCGGCAAACCGCUCGACUCGACAAACUGCUCCGAGCACGAGGGCGAGCUGUAUUGCAAAGUCUGCCAUGGCCGCAAGUUCGGCCCUAAAGGCUACGGCUUCGGUGGCGGAGCUGGCUGCCUGUCCAUGGACAAAGGCGAACAUCUUCAAGCGAAGGACGAGGGUGAAUUUUCGCGAGGUUCGAAUGCUAUUCUCGAGCCGCGGGCUAUAGCCAAGGCACCCGAGGGAGAGGGAUGUCCUCGCUGCGGAGGGUACGUUUAUGCCGCCGAGCAGAUGUUGGCCCGAGGAAGGGCUUACCAUAAACUGUGCUUCAAAUGCAAAAUGUGUCGCCGCACUCUGGACUCGACGCUUCAUUGCGAUGGUCCUGACCGCGAGAUAUAUUGUCGAGCUUGCUAUCCGAAGAAAUUCGGUCCGCGGGGUGUCGGCCACGCCGGGAUUAUGUGGAUCGGGCUGCAGUGCGAUAUUGAGGACGAGGGCGAUGCGGCUCCUCGCACCACCGUGAUCGACACCGCGAUAAUCAAGGCCCCACCUGGCAAGGGUUGUCCUCGCUGCGGUGGCGUUGUCUUCGCCGCUGAACAGGUGCUCGCCAAGGGUCGCGAAUGGCACCGGAAGUGCUACAAGUGCCACGACUGCACCAAAACCCUAGACUCGAUCAUCGCCUGCGACGGCCCGGACCGGGAUGUUUACUGCAAGACCUGUUACGGAAAGAAAUGGGGACCGCACGGAUACGGAUUCGCAUGUGGCUCGGGAUUCCUCCAGACCGACGGACUCACGGAGGAAGAAAUUUCGGCCAAUCGACCUUACUACAAUCCUGAUACGACCUCGAUUAAGGCGCCAGCUGGGCAGGGCUGCCCUCGUUGCGGUGGCAUGGUGUUUGCCGCUGAACAACAGCUCGCCAAGGGCACCAUGUGGCACAAGAAGUGCUUCAAUUGCGCCGAGUGUCACCGACCCUUGGACUCCAUGCUGGCAUGCGAUGGCCCUGACAAGGAAAUCCAUUGUCGCGCGUGCUACGGAAAGCUCUUCGGACCCAAAGGUUUUGGGUUUGGCCACAAACCGACUCUCGUCUCGACGAACGGAGAUCAUGCCCCCUCAUAUAUCGAUGCUAAACCCCAAGUUGGCCAGAAGCGAAACGACGGACACGGUUGCUCGCGCUGCGGCUACCCGGUGUACGCCGCCGAGCAGAUGAUCUCGAAGAACCGUGUAUGGCACAAGCGGUGCUUCAGCUGCGGCGAAUGUAACCGUUCCUUGGAUUCGACGAACUUGAACGAUGGCCCGGACGGGGACAUCUACUGCCGCGGCUGCUACGGCCGAAACUUUGGGCCCAAAGGUGUGGGCUUCGGAAUGGGCGCGGGCACCCUCACGAUGGCCUAAUUGACAGGUCCUACCCCCCUUACACGCCGCUCGAGGAAAACCCUCGAUCCAGUCUUAUAUAUUAAUGUAAAUACAUCUAUAUAUAGAGGCGUCUGACUGUAUAUCCGACGACAGACGAACGCGCUGCUCCGGGAUUUUCGAUUUCUCCUUUCCUAGCUUACGACGAUUCGAUAAUGUCGAUGACUACAUUUUCAUUAUCGCGAACAGCGCCGUAGUGGAGGCUAAUGGUGUCUGUUUGACUCCAUGGUCGACGAGGAUCGACCGCGCACGAGUAAGCCACUGCAGGCUGUUGAUAAUGUUGCGAUAUGAAAUCGCGCAUUGAUCGUAUUACAAAUAAAUUCAUUAUUGAAUUAAUUAAUUAAUAAUCUAUUUAUUCGUAGUACGGCACAAAUUUGUCGUUUUAAUAAUGGCAUUAUAAUUUUUCUCGUUCCAAAAUAUAUGAAUAUAUAUGCCUUUGGCACCAAAGAGAUUAGAAAACAUUUUUAGAAAUAUAGAAAGUACAUAUGAUCUUUUGUGUAUAUAUAUGCUUAUUUACAAUAAAAUACAUUUGCUUUUUAAAGACGUCUACUAUAAAACUUUCUUUGCUUUAAAUUCAUCACAGUCAGAUUAGAGGAAAUCGACUUUUGCCAUUAUUAAAAUAAUAACUUUCUCUGAUCGCAAGUUAUCGACAAUAUGUGGAUUUAUUCUUGCAGUCAAUUAGAACCAUUCACGCUCAAUCGUCACAAUGACUUGCACCGGUUGCUAUGAAGAUUUUACGAGGUUCGUAAACGUAUUGCAAAAGUUAAAACUGAAGUGCUAGUUUCACUCGCUAGAUAUUGUACUGCGAUUCUACUACGUUUCAUGCGAUUUUCAUAGCAGCCUGAGCGAUCUUUGACGACGAUACUACGCGCAAACGACUAAUCUGCUAACGAGUAAUUACGAACGCACGAAACUUUCGUUAUUUUCUUUUUUCUUCUUUUUUAUUCUUGAUCAGGAAAUAGGAGAUUACGACUCGACAAUCGAUCCGCGAAAUGUCAGACUUGAGAGUUGUAAAAACACUGGCAAAUUAAAUAUCUCUGAACUUAUAAUUAAUAGAAUUUAUUGCUAAAAUUGUUUUAUUUUUUUUUUUUUUUGUGAGAAUGAAAAAUUUCUUUUCUUCUGAUCUCUAUAUUUCUAUUUAUUUUUAUACUCGUUGAUCAAAAUUUAAUUUCCGAUAAUUUAAGACCUCUUUUUUUGUUAUUAUUUCAAUCCUAGACUUGUUAACAUAUUAAUUAUUACCCCAGAUUUGUCGAAAUAAAUAGAAGUUAGAAGACGUAUACAUAUUACAUAUUUACAGAAAGCUCAAGAAACGGAGAUAUUUUCAAUGAGUAAGAGUGUAUUUUGGUUCGCUAAUAACGAAAAUUGCCAGGCUGUUUUAUAUCGCUGAUAUUGCUCAUUGUUCAAUAUUUUGUAUCAUUUUAACAUUGCUCAAGAUUAAACACAUUAGAGAAUGCUUUCUUCUCUCUUUUAUUAGAACUGUGAAACAGAAUGCAUCAUGGAAAUUAAAGAUGCAUAGCUUUUUAACUGUUUCGCAUAACAACAGAUUGAAAUUAGUGAUCAUUACAAAAAACGAACAAAUAUCAUUUUUUGAUGGAUUUUUAACUUCCAGGCAAAGAUUCUGAUAUUUUACAGCGUAAUAAUUAAACACAUGGCAUCGAUUGCACAGCGGAUAUUCGCGGACGACAUAAACGGAUGAUUACGAAUAAAAUCUAUAUAACCGGGCUACGACCAGCAGCAACGAUGUAACCAACGAUUAAGACGAGAAACUAAUUUAAUUAUGAUUUUCAAUAAAUGUGUACUUGAAA